AUGACGUUUUCGGAGCUCCGUGCCCCGUUCGACAUGGCCUACGCUGUGGUUCUGCUGCUGGUGAACUGUGCCAUGCAGGUCAUGUUCGCGUUGAUCCUCCUGGACGAGGGCUUUAUGGGCGAGGAUUUCGAGACGCAAAAGCUCAACGCCCAGAUAUGGCGCACGAGUGUGGCACAUGACUACAAGUACAUGGAUCUGGCACAGACCAGCCUCGUGACGCGGGUCUGCAGCGGCGAUGGCGCUCUCAUCCUGUCAACGGUCCAGGCAACUCUUGUGGAGCAGAUCAACAACUACCUGGCACUGGAAACGGAUCAGUUCGGGCAAGAUGAGUUUGGCCCUGGCAUCCUCCUCUGCAUGCUUUGCAUCCUCCUCUGGAGCCUCUGUGUCUUCAAGGAGUUCCGGCAUAUUUGGCUCGCCGUGGCCGGUGCGAUGAACCUGCCCAAGUCACGAAACACCAUCUUUACCGAAGGAACCUUCCAGCAAAUCUCCUGGGGUCGCUUCGGCAUCUUCCUGGCAACGAGCAUUGUGCGCGUUGCCGUGGCGAGCGUUCUCCUGGUUGCCGGCAUACUGUGGUUGGCUCGGACAACCUCGAUCUCCGAGCUGAUGCUGAACGCGGUGGCGCUCAAUGCCAUCCUCGACGUGGACGAGUUUCUUUUCAAUGGCCUCACGCCCAUGAAGUUCCAGCAUGCAAUCCAGAGCCUGACGCCCAUGACCGUCAAGUAUAGCCGUCGCCGCAGCGAGUGGGAGUCCAGUGUCCAGUGCAUCACCCUGGUCUUAACCAUCAUUGUGCCUUACAUGCUUCUGGUGAAGCCCUUCGGCCAGACGAUGGUGGAGGUGAAGGAGCUUCUGUGUGGUGGCAAUCAGAGCUUUGUCCUUGUGCACAACGCAGAUACGCAGAUGACGAACGGCUUGAUCACCCGACAAGGUCGAGGUAAUCUGGGGAACCUCUCCGUCAGUGAGAUCGCCGUCAAUGCGCACACGUUUCGCGACGCAGACCUCGAUCCUCUCUACAUCAGCUUCACUACCCUGGAGCUAGCAGAUCAGUUCGAUUCACAGGUCACGCAGGACAUGGCAACCUUUGCUGCGAGCUUCCCGGUUUGCAUGGAAGUGUCCGUUUUAAAUCCGAACGGGCCGCUCUAUGCAGACAUGACGGUGAGGCCCAUGUCCAACCUCAUCCUGAGAUCUGCUGGUAUCAACUUUGGGGAGAUGGAAGUUUCGGAUUGUUCAAGGCUUCAGCCGUACUGCCACAGGAUCGAUGGGCGGUUGGUGAGGUUCUCGUGCGGGCAAUCCUGCGGCUGUACGGAUGUGACUUCAUCUCCAUGGUACAAAGUUCCCGCCCAGGGCUGUAGUCCUUCGUGCCUGAGGCUGUCGCAGCCGGAAUGCGAUGACGUGACUGCGACGCCACAGUCGCCUCGCAUGAACGCGUGGACAUCCUUCUGGACAGACUACCCCAGCGUCCUGAGCGCACGCUACGGAACGGACAUCACGCUCACUGCGGUUUGGCCUAACAUCCAACAGACCCUCGACAUGAUGCUCGCCACCGGCUGUCCUGGGUUGCAGCUGGCUCCGACGGACUUCAUGACAGGUGCUGCGUACUGCCAAGGUUUCGAUGAGCUUUUCCAGCCGCUGGCGCACGUGUGCCCAGAGACGUGCGGAUGCAAGCAGCAGGGCGCACUUCCCAGCUACUGCCCCGCCUCUUGCUCAGCAGCGGCAGCAGCGGCAGCAGGCAACGCAUCGCAACGUUAA
Molecule: messenger RNA, 1746 nt
Organism: Symbiodinium sp. CCMP2592
Lineage: Eukaryota; Dinophyceae; Suessiales; Symbiodiniaceae
Source: the annotation of a GenBank genome assembly